Messenger RNA from Microsporum canis CBS 113480, 3297 nucleotides. Its product is annotated as karyopherin beta 4. Bases 28 to 3297 code for a protein of 1089 amino acids. The transcript has 4 exons. Gene Ontology annotation, cellular component: nucleus; cytoplasm. NCBI's taxonomy places the organism in Eukaryota, Fungi, Ascomycota, Eurotiomycetes, Onygenales, Arthrodermataceae. Gene Ontology annotation, biological process: protein import into nucleus. Gene Ontology annotation, molecular function: small GTPase binding; nuclear import signal receptor activity. The record is from RefSeq and is a predicted model, not a curated record.
AGGCUCGCCGUGAGCCCGUCAGUCAAGAUGGAUCAAGCACAAUUCCUGCAGCAAUUGCAGAUUAUAUUAAAUCCAAGCCAAGGAAAUGUCAAGGAAGCCACAAACACACUGCAAAAGGUGUACUAUAAAAACCCGGAAGCUCUCCUUUUCCUCAUCCAGAUUGCUACCACACACCACGACGCCGACCUGAGACAGCUGGCUGCCGUCGAGGCUCGAUCUCUUGCCAUUAAGCUGUGGGCCAAGGUCCCGGCUGCUCAGAAACCACAGGUCCGCGAGCAGCUUCUUCGCUCGACUCUGGGUGAAAGCUCUGCUCUGGUCCGCCAUGCCUGCGCUAGAGUCAUCUCUGCCAUUGCAGAGAUCGACUUGACUGACGGUGAGUGGGCGGAUUUGCCGCAGUUUCUGCUCAAUGCCUCAACCAGCUCGAAGCAGGAGGAGCGUGCUGUAGGAACGUACAUCCUCUUCGCCAUCCUCGAGACACUCGGUGAGGGCUUCCAAGAGAAGUUUAUGGACCUCUUUGCCCUGUUCGAAAAGACGAUUCGUGAUCCAGAGAGCGCAGAGGUUCGCAUCAACACCCUCCUUGCCCUCAGCAAGCUUGCCGUCCAUCUCGACUCGGAUGAAGAUGAAAAGCCAGUCCAGGCAUUCCAGCAGAUCUUCCCAGCCAUGGUCGACGUCCUCAAGGAUACCAUCGACCAAGGCGACGAUGCCCGCAUAAUGCAGGCCUUCGAGGUCUACCAGACUCUCCUGGGCUGCGAUCCAGAGCUCCUUAACCCCCAUCUCAAGGACCUCGUCAUCUUCAUGAACCAGAUCUCCGCCAACACCAAGGCGGACGACGACACCAGAACCCAAGCAAUCAGCUUCCUCAUGCAGGCCGUCAGCUACCGAAAGAUCCGCAUCCAGGGCAUGCAGCUCGGAGAACAGCUCACCCGUACAUGUCUUGCAAUUGCAACCGAGCUGGACAGCCUGGACUCGGACGAGGAUGAGAUUACGCCUGCACGGUCUGCACUCGGACUUCUGGACAUGAUGUCUCAGAGUUUUGCCCCCAGCCAAGUUGUCGUCCCGCUCCUCAACGCAGUCGGCCAGUACUUCAACAGCUCCGAAGCAAGCCACCGUCGUGCCGGUAUCAUGUCUCUCGGCAUGUGUAUUGAUGGAGCGCCGGACUUCAUCAGCACCCAGAUGAAGGAAAUCCUUCCUGUGCUCUUCCGCAUGCUGCAGGACCCCGAGCCAAGCGUGCGUCAGGCCUCUCUCGACACCGUCGCCCGGCUUGCCGACGUCCUGCCUGACGACGUCAGCAAAGAGCAUGAGACCCUCAUGCCACUGCUUCUGAAGAACCUAGCUAGCGCCAUGCAAGGCUACAACGGCGAAGAGUCUGGCCCAGCAGUCGACAUGAUCAAAUCCGCACUUAGUGCAACUGAUACUGUCGUUGACGGUAUGGAAGGCAAGGAUGUGGCACCCUACCAAAGCGACCUCGUUCCCUUGUUGCAAAAGUUGUUCAAGCAUCCCGACUUCAAAAUCAAGGGCCACACUGCCAGUGCACUCGGGUCUGUGGCCUCUUCUGCGGGCGAGGCUUUUCUGCCUUACUUUGACGAGUCCAUGCACAUUAUGCAAGAGUUUGCUACUCUCAAGCACAGCGAGGAGGAACUCGAGCUGCGUGCCAGCGUUAUCGAUGCCAUGGGUGAGAUGUCUUCCGGCGCUGGACCGGAGCAUUUCAAGAACUAUGUCGGUCCAUUGAUGCAGGCCAGUGAAGAGGCACUGCAUCUCGACCACUCACGUCUCAAGGAGAGCACCUAUCUCUUCUGGGGCGUGAUGUCCAAGGUCUAUGGAUCGGAGUUCACCCCUUACCUUGAGGGUGUCGUCAAGGCAUUGAUCGCCUGUCUGGAGCAAAAUGAGACUGAGAUGGAAGUUUCUCUCGGAGAUGCUGCUAAGGACCUGGUUGGCCAGGAGGUCACUAUUGCUGGACAUAAGGUGCGCGUUGCUGGUGCUGAUGAUGAUGACGAUGAUGAGUUCGAGGACGAGGACGAUUGGGAAAACCUCAACACCGUCACGCCAGUCUCGCUAGAGAAAGAGAUUGCCAUUGAGGUUCUCGGAGACGUGAUCACCCACACUGGCAAGUCGUUUAUGCCCUUCUUCGAGAUGACCAUGCAGCACAUCCUACCACUCGCCGAGCACUCGUACGAGGGCGUGAGGAAGAGCGCAAUGUCGACCCUUCACCGAUCGUAUGCUGCCCUAUGGCAGGUCUGCGAGGAAACCGGGCAGAUGCAGAAAUGGCAGCCUGGCAAGAACAUGCCAUUGAGUGAGCCGCCCGCUGAGCUUAAGAAGCUAGGUGAGAUCCUGAUGAAGGUCACCCUUCAACGAUGGGCCGAGGAAGAUGAUCCUUCUGCGGUUUCUGAUAUUAACCGUAACUUCGCUGACAAUCUGCGCUUCUGUGGCCCCUACCUUAUCUCCAACCGUGAGAAUCUGGAAAAGGUCACGUCCAUGGUUACCUCGAUCAUCACCAAGCAGCAUCCAUGUCAGAUCGAGCUUGAUGCCACUGAGGAAGACAGAGAGCUCAUGGAAGAACUAUCCGAGUUCGACUGGAACGUCAUCGAUACCGCUCUCGAUGUUGUGUCAGGCCUCGCGAUCGCUCUCGGCGCCGAGUUUGUUGCCCUCUGGCCAACGUUCGAGAAAUAUGUCCUUCGCUUCGCCGCAAGCAGCGAGUCACUCGAGCGGUCGACCGCCAUUGGUGUCCUUGCCGACGUGAUUUCUGGACUCAGCAGCGCCGUCACCCCAUACACGGCCAACUUCUUGCGUCUCCUCACUCACCGUCUAACGGACGAGGACAUGCAGACCCGCAGCAACGCCAGUUACGCUGUUGGUCUUCUGGUCGAAAAAUCUGAAGCUGAUGCCGAACUCGUGGCUGCAUAUCCAACUAUCCUGGAGAAGAUCUCGAGCUGCCUUCAAAUCCAACAGGCAAGACUUCCCGACAAUGCUGCCGGAUGUCUUGCUCGCCUGAUCCUCAAACACCGCGAGAACGUUCCAUUGGAGGAAGUCCUACCUGCUUUGGUCGAAAUUCUCCCUCUGAAGAACGACUACGACGAGAACGAGCCUGUCUACAGAAUGAUCUGCCAACUCUAUAAAUGGGAAGACGCAACUAUCCGCCAGCUGACACCCCGUCUCCUGCCGAUCUUUGAGUCCGUCCUGACCGGAGAUAACGACCAGCUAGACGAGGAACGACGAACGGAGUUGAUUGAGCUUGUUUCGUGGCUGAACAAGAUGCAGCCGGGUGGAGCUGCUGCCUUCGUCGAGAAGCUUACCUCGUAA